AAACUCUCUCCCCUUAACCCUUCCUUGCCCGACUGGGAGAGAGCGUUUGCUCCUUUGGCCUCUCCCUCCUCCUCCUCCUUCUGGUGAGCCUUAUUCACAGACCUCCUCCAAAAGGAAAUGUGAUUGUUGGCUGAGAAUUUUGGAGUAGAGCCUGUUCAGUUGAGAGAAGAGGGAGGAAAAGCUUCUUUGAUACAAUUUGGUUCUUCAUCAGAGUGGUUCCAACAUGGAAAGACCCAGCUCACCUAGACUUGAAACAGACUGGGUCCCCGGGAGCACUGGAGAAUUCUGGGAAAGAACUACACAGACAUUCCUGAACAUACACAUACAGCGCCAGCGCUUCAGGCAGUCCUCCUACCGAGAGGGCGAGGGACCCAGAGAGGUUUGCAGCCGCCUCCACGAUCUCUGCCGCCAGUGGCUGAAGCCAGAGCAACACACCAAGGCUGAGAUGCUGGACCUGGUGAUCCUGGAGCAGUUCCUGAGCCUCCUGCCCCCAGAGAUGGGGAGCUGGGUCCGAGAGUGUGGGGCAGAGACCUCUUCCCAGGCGGUGGCCCUGGCGGAAGGCUUCCUCCUGAGUCGGGCAGAGGACAAGAGGCAGGAAGAACAGACCCAAAAUAUCUGCACUGGUGCCCACCUAGAUGUCUCUGAAUCGGAGAAACCACCAUCAGACGCCACCCAGAGUCUCAGGCAGAUGGAGCUCAAGCAGGAAGAAGAUGGGACUACAACAUUGGAGAGAGCUAGAAUGAUGUUGUUGCUGAAUCCUCAGUUGUUUCUUCCCCUUUGUGAUGGAGUGGAACUGAAUCAGGGCCCAAUCGCUUUUGAGGACGUGGCUGUCCAUUUCUCCCUGGAGGAGUGGGCUCUCCUGAAUCCUGGUCAGAAAGUCUUGCACGUGCAGAUCAUGGAGGAGAUUCGUGGGAUUGUGGACUCUCUUGUAGAUAAUGGGGAGAAGAGCAAUGUAUGCACCCAACGCAGGAAGUAUUUGGUAGACAACGGGGGACUUCAUAGACACCACCAAACCCACAGUGAAGAUCAAGAUUCUGUCAGAGAAAGGCCCUACAAAUGUAAUGUAUGUGGACAAUGUUUUACCCAAAAUGUGGCACUUGUGCUUCACAAGACACUCCUUGAUGGGAAAAGCCAUCUUAAAUGGAAAGUAUCAGCAAAUUGUGUGGUUGAUUACAAAUUGCCAGAUCUAUGCCAACAAGAAAUCUUUGAAGGAACCGAGGAUUUCUUAAGCCAGGAGUAUGGGAAAUCUUUUAUCCAGAGUUCACACUUAGUGAAACAUGAGACAUUUCACACAGCGCAGGAACCAUACAGAUGCCAGGAGUGUGGGAAGUGUUUUGCUUACAGUUCAGACUUGGUGAGCCACAAAAGACAGCACACAGGAGAAAGGCCAUACCAAUGCCAGGAAUGUGGGAAAUGUUUUGCUGACCGUUCAGACUUGGUGAGGCACAAAAGACUCCACACCGGAGAGAAGCCAUACCAAUGCCAGGAAUGCGGGAAAUGUUUUGCUUACAGUUCAAACUUGGUGAGGCACAAAAGACUCCACACCGGAGAGAAGCCAUACCAAUGCCAGGAGUGUGGAAAAUGUUUUGCUGACAGUUCACGCUUGGUGAUCCACAAAAGACUCCACACCGGAGAGAAGCCAUACCAGUGCCAGGAGUGUGGAAAGUGUUUUGCUGACAGUUCUCACUUGGUGAGCCACAAAAGAGUCCACACAGGAGAGAAGCCAUCCCAAUGCCAGGAGUGUGGAAAAUGUUUUGCUGACAGUUCAGCCUUGGUGAGCCACAAAAGACUCCACACAGGAGAGAAGCCAUACGAAUGCCAGGAGUGUGGAAAAUGUUUUGCUUACAGUUCAAACUUGAUGAGGCACAAAAGACUCCACACCGGAGAGAAGCUAUACCAAUGCCAGGAGUGUGAGAAAUGUUUUGCUGACAAUUCACACUUGGUGAGCCACAAAAGACUACACACAGAAGAAGAACCAUACAAAUGCAAGAAAUGUGGGAAAUGUUUUGCUAACAGUUCAGACUUGGUGAGCCACAAAAGAUUCCAUACAGGAGAGAAGUCACCCCAAUGCCAGGAGUGUGGGAAAUGUUUUGUUUACACUUCAGCUUUGGUGAGCCACAAAAGGCUUCACACAGGAGAGAAGCCAUACCAGUGCCAGGAGUGUGGGAAAUGUUUUGCUUGCAGUUCAAACUUGAUGAGGCACAAAAGACUCCACACAGGAGAGAAACCAUACCAGUGCCAGGAAUGUGGGAAAUGUUUUGCUUGCAGUUCAAACUUGGUGACACACAAAAGACUCCACACAGGAGAGAAGCCAUACCAAUGCCAGGAUUGUGAGAAAUGUUUUACUCAGACUUCAUCCCUUAACAAGCACCAGAAAAUACACACAGGCUAAAAAAAAAACAUACAAAUGCCAGGCAUAUGGGAAAUGUUUUUGGGGUUCAUACCUGUCAGAGACUAUAUAUAGGAGAGACAUCAUCCAGAGAGCUGGGACAAAAUUAAUAAAAUGUCUUAAGUUUGUAUCAAUUUUAAUAUAAUUUUAUUUCACGUUUAUGUUUUUAUGCCUAAGGCACUGCACAAGUGCCGUUUGUAAGCCUCCUUGAGGCCCUGUCGGGUUAGAGAAAGGUGGGAUAUAAAUAUGGUAAAUAAAUAAUAAAAUGUGUUGCAACAGCGAAA
This is a messenger RNA of Anolis carolinensis (green anole), 2673 nucleotides long. RefSeq names its product zinc finger protein 883-like. Gene Ontology annotation, cellular component: nucleus. The coding region runs from base 224 to 2392 and encodes 722 amino acids. Gene Ontology annotation, molecular function: DNA-binding transcription factor activity, RNA polymerase II-specific. The record is from RefSeq and is a predicted model, not a curated record. Lineage: Eukaryota; Metazoa; Chordata; Lepidosauria; Squamata; Anolidae. Gene Ontology annotation, biological process: regulation of transcription by RNA polymerase II. The transcript has 6 exons.